AUGGAGCUUCCGCCGGAUGCCCGGCGGGGCAAGAGCCGCGCGGCGGCCGUGAGCCCGUUGGUGCUGCGCGAAAUCGUCGCCGUGCGACGCGCGCAUCCCGAGCUCGCGAACGAGCACAUCGCGACGGCCGUCAACGUGCAGUACGGCACGCGCCUCGGCAGCAGCGACAUAGAUCGACUGUACCGAAAGGCCACCGUCGAGAGCAGCGUAGGGAAGAAUAAAUUCGUUCGUUAUAAGAACGCGGAGCUUGAGGCGGAGUUAGCGCGGUGGACGCGCGAGAGGCGGCUCCGUCUCGAAGCGAAAAGGGCGGCGCGGGGGAAAGGGGAGGUCCCGAGGUCGAGCAUCGUGGCCUACCUGCAGAACUACGCGCGGCGCGUCGCAGAGCGGUUCGGCGUGCCUCCUCUGUUCGAGUUCGAGCGCUGGUGGUGCUGCGAAGUGCUGCGCGACGCGGGUCUCGACGAGUGCGGCGAGGAGGUGGGGACGCGCGCGGGGGACGAGGGGGGGACGCGGGGGAGGGACGAGGCGGAAACGCGCGACACGCAGGGGGAGAAGCAGGACGACCGCGUCGCACGCGAUAACGGAGAUGCUCCGGACUCCGCUAGUGCUGGCGAAGGCGGCUUAGGCGGCGCUGCGGCAGGCGAGCUGAGUGCGGGCAGAAGCGGUGGGGGCGAUGAGGGCGGAGAGCCCGACAAGUCGCAGGUACCUGCGGGCGCACCGUCGUGGGCGCGGGGCAGCGCCGCCGCGGCCGUGCGCUACAUCGGCGAAAGCAGCAGCAGAGCGCCUUACGACGGGUCGGGCGCGACGGCGGGCGCGGCCAGCGCGGGCGCGAGCGCGCUGGCGGCGCGCGUGCGGUACGAGGUGGCGAUGCUGGCGUGCGUGCGGCCGUUCCUGAGCCCGCGGAUCGUGACGGCCGCCGUGCACGCGCGCUACGGGCUGUGGCUCAUCCCCAAACACGUCCGCUACAUCGUCCAGGAGAGCCGCCGCUGGGUGCGCGCGGGGGACGCGGGGGAGCGCGCGCCUGGCGCGGCGGACGCGGGGGAGAGCGCGCUGGAGGAGGCGGUGGCGCUGUGGGUGGUGGCGGAGGAGGAGGGUGCGGGGCGCGCUGUGAGCCGCGCGCAGCUUGUGGGCAAGGCGAGGGAGCUGGCACGGGGGUGUGGCGUGGAGGAGGGGCGGUGCACCGAGGCUUGGGCGAGCAGGUUCGCGGUGGAGAGGCAAGGGGAGGCAGACCUGGGGCGAGCAGGGGAUGGUGGCGGUGGGAGAGGGGAGGGCGCAGUGGGUGGCGCGGGGCAGUCCCCAUCCCCGUCCCCCUGGCAUGAUGAUGCAUGGCGGUCCGUGGCCCCCCUGCCCGCCAUGGACAGCCCUGAGCUGCAGGCGCUGCAGAGGGAGGUGAGCAACGAGAGCAACGAGAGUAACGAGAGUGUUGUGCUGCCCCACUUCCACUUCCUCCGCGUGCCCCCUGCUCUGGGCAGUGGUGGUGGAGUGAUGGAGGAGCACAUGAGGCGCCUCUUCGGCCCACUGGACCCGGCAACCGUGGCACCCACCACCAGCGCUGCCGAACCUCACCUUGGUGGGACCGUGGGCGCACGCGCGGGCGGGGGGCUGCUGGGGAGGCACGGGGUGCCGUUCAUUCUCACGCGCCCCAUGCUGCGCCAGGCAGCGCGCCGCAUCGCCCCGCUGCUGUACCGCAGCGGCAGCGGCAGGGGCUGCCCGCGCUUCGAGGUCUACUGGUGCCGCCGCUUCCUGCGCCGCCUCGAGGCUCUGCGCAACCUGGCCCGCCUCAAGCUCUCUGCCGCCCGCCAGGGAGACCCGCCGCCCGUUGUGAUCCGGUGGCCUGGGAAGGGGUGUAGGGAGGGAGAGGGCGUGGAGGAGGGGAUGAGUGGGGAUGAAACACGUGGAGCAGAUGGUUCAAAGGUGGGAGAUAGAGGGGAAGCUACACUGGAAGCGAGGGGAAAAGCAAGAGAGGAGGGAAUUGGUGGGGGAAAGCGAGAUGAGGGAAGACACGAGCGAGAUGGGAAAGAGAGAGGGCGUGGGAUAGAGGACGAUAUGACUGACGAGUUGCGGGCUGCAGGAGAGGCGGCGGCGGCACCGGUGCCCGUGGGGGCAGCAGCAGGCACUCCAGCAGCAGUGGUGGUGGCGGCGGUGCAGCGGGCGCUGUGUGAGUGGGUGGCGGAGGGGGUGGUGGCGCGGCGAGCAGACGAGGAGGAGGCGCGGGAGCAGGCGGUGGUGGUGGGCGCGGUGCAGGCGACGUGGGGCGUGGCGGUGGGCGAGCAGCACCUCGCCCUGCUGUGGCAGCAGCGGGAUGAGUUGCUGGGGGACGGGUGGGAGGGAAGGAUCAGAGCACGGCUGGCAGGUGCCGUGCAGCAGAGGGAGGGUGGGGAGGGCAGGGCGGAGGCGGGUGGGGAGGAGGUGAUGGCUGGGGAUGAUGGUAAGGGGCAGGUGGGGCAGGAGAGGCAGGUUGGGCAGGUGGGGCAGGAGAAGGGGCAGGUGGGGCAGGAGAAGGUUCAGGUGGGGCAGGUGAGGCAGAAGAAGGGGCAGGUGGGGCAGGUGGGGCAGGAGAAGGGGAAGGUGGGGCAGGUGGGGCAGGAGAAGGGGCAGGUGGGGCAGGAAAAAGGCGUGCAUGGUGACCCCAGCGUGCAUGGCGACCCCAGCGCGGUGCUGCUGCAGUGGGUGGCGUGGCGGGACGUGCGUGCGCUGCUGCAGGCACUGGAUGGGCCGCAGUGGCACGCCAGGCUGCUGGCGCGCGUGGCAUGCAAGGUGGAUGGGGGGGCUUUAUGCAGGAGCGGGCGGGACCACUGCACUGUGCAUGCGGUACCGCAAGGUGCAUGCAGGGAAGCGAGCACCCGGUGGGAGCUCGACCCCACCCUGCAGGGCGGCAGUACAGCGCAGCGCCUGCCUGCCAGGCACGGCCGAUUGCUCCCCGCCCCACCGCGCCCAUGA
Molecule: messenger RNA, 2937 nt
Organism: Closterium sp. Yama58-4
Lineage: Eukaryota; Viridiplantae; Streptophyta; Zygnematophyceae; Desmidiales; Closteriaceae
Source: the annotation of a GenBank genome assembly